UUUUGUUUCUUGAUUGUUCUUCAGCUCGAGAGCUGAGCUGGGGUUUCGCGUUGUUCCGAUGGAUUCCUCGUUUCUCCUCGUCCACAGAUGGAUUCCUAGCCCUAAACAUCAUUGGUUCGCCGGUGGUUUCCACAACCUCGUGGUUCCGAGAAGCAGUGGCUUUCCUUCGAGCAGACUUGGAGUUUUUCCUCUUCGUGUUUCUCUUUCUCCGACACUAACGAAGGUUGGGAGCUGGAAUAGCAGACGGAUUUUGUCCACCUGCUUUUGUAGUGCCAGAGAAAAGCCGGAAUCCAGUGCUGUUGAAAAGGAUUCAACUUCGGUUUGGCCCAUCCUUAAGCGAUGGGAUGUUCCAUGGCAGUGGCAAACUGUUGUGCUCACCAUGUUCGCCUGUGGAUUAAGCUUUGCUUUGACAGGAUUGCUUGAGGCAGCGGUUUUGCCAUAUUUAGGAUUUCGGGCUGGGGAAGUGAGCUUAGAUGAGAAAGCAGAAAUAGUUUUUGUUGGCCAAUUUGCUGUGACAACUGUGGUACUUGGAGUUGUCUAUGCUAUCACAAACUCCUUUCAACCUCUUCCUGAUGAUGUAUUUCGCUAUGAUUUGAAGGAGCCCUUCAAUCUACGGAAUGGUUGGCUUUUGUGGGCAACCAUUGGUUUGUUGAGUGCAUUCAGUGCUAUAGCAUUAACAGGAGUUGCCUUGAACUUCUUUUAUGGUGGAAGUCCACAGAGAGAGACUGAUGCACUAGUCCUCCUUCUGCCCUUGAUUGGCUCUUCAAGUAUCAGUAAUGCUUGCCUGGUAGGCACUACAGGUGUCUUGGCACCUCUUCUUGAGGAAACUGUAUUCCGAGGGUUUCUAAUGGCAUCUCUGACAAAGUGGUGUCCAACACCUGUUUCUGUGCUUAUAUCUGCUGCUGUAUUUGCUCUGGCACAUCUCACUCCUGGAGAAUUUCCCCAGUUGUUUAUUUUAGGAACUGUUCUGGGAUUUUCAUAUGCGCAGACACGCAAUCUCCUCACUCCCAUCACAUUGCAUGCAUUUUGGAACUCAGGGGUGAUCGUGUUUCUCAUUUUUCUUCAGCUGCAAGGGUAUGAUAUUCGAGAAGUACUGCAGCCAUCUUCCUGAGGUUAUCAGGCUUUAACUUACAUCGAAUGUGUUACUUCAUCCUGUUCUACUUUCUUGAUCACCAUUCUGAGCAAAUGAAGGACACAGUUGAAGAAUUGGAACACCUGAUAUGCAAGUAGUGUUCAUUCUGGUGGAAAUGUCGAUAUUAGAUAAGUUCGAUUUACAAGAAACUAUAUACCUUUGUUUGAACAACUGAUAAUUUCAUGUGCACGACAUAUGGUACUUGAAGAAACCUUGUAACAUUCUCAGUACAAUUAGAGAAAUAUAAUUGAAAGUUCAUCACCAUGUGAUGCUUGUUUACA
Molecule: messenger RNA, 1413 nt
Organism: Dioscorea cayenensis subsp. rotundata (Guinea yam)
Lineage: Eukaryota; Viridiplantae; Streptophyta; Magnoliopsida; Dioscoreales; Dioscoreaceae
Exons: 10
Coding region: 59-1111 (350 amino acids)
Biological process (GO): CAAX-box protein processing
Cellular component (GO): membrane
Molecular function (GO): metalloendopeptidase activity
Source: RefSeq, a predicted model, not a curated record